This is a messenger RNA of Magnusiomyces paraingens, 918 nucleotides long. RefSeq lists its product as uncharacterized. The transcript has a single exon. Bases 1 to 918 code for a protein of 305 amino acids. The record is from RefSeq and is a predicted model, not a curated record. Gene Ontology annotation, biological process: translational initiation. Lineage: Eukaryota; Fungi; Ascomycota; Dipodascomycetes; Dipodascales; Dipodascaceae.
AUGAGCUUUUCAAUGAGACUCCUCCCAGCAUCAAGGCUUUUAUGCUAUUCGUCCACAGGUAUAAGACCACCGUUAUCCACCACUGCCCAUUUCUGUGUUACUUCAACUCUUCUUCGCCACUACUCUGCUAAAAAAAAAGCAAUCACAAAUGCAGAUAUUGCCAAUCUAGUACCUCUUAAUGGACGUGUGGACUAUGUUGAUACCCGUGGAACAUUUCACAAGAAUCAACCAAUCGUUGCUGUAUUGAACUCUUUAAAGGGAUCAGGACAUAAUUCAGGAGGUGGAUUAAAUAUGUUGCUUGCAGUAAGCAUUGUGCCGCGUGGUGAAAUGCAAGACCCACAAGUGGUGUGCCGGAUUGUUCCAGAUAAAGAUAAGGUGAGGGAAGCUGCACGUAUUAAAAAUAAAGAAGAGAAACGGUUAGCUCGAGAAGAAAGAGAAGAACAACAGGAACAACAACAAGAACAAGAACAAGAACAACAGGAAGAAGAGAUGGAAUUAGAAGAGGAUGAGACUAAAGAAUCGAAAAAACAUGGCAAGCGCGAAAAGAAACAGUCAAAGGAACCUCAUAAAGCUAAAGAUCGGUCCAAGAACCAAUCCAAAGUUAAGACAUUAUCUCUUAACUGGACCAUUGGUCCUAAAGAUCUUUUAAAUCAGAAAAAGGCAACAAUUCAAGGAUGGUUAGAAAAGGGUCAUCCUGUACAUAUUUUCCUUGGAAGUGCACGAGUACGUGGUCCUCCUAAAAAAUUAACAGAAUUAGAUUUGGAAAAGAGAGAAUUGUUGCGUAAAACUUGUAAGGAAAUGUGUGAAGAAACAGGUGCCAUUAGACAAAAUGCAGCAAAUGUCGUUAAAACUGAUACCCAAGAAGUAUUUGUAUACUUUUUGCCAACCCGUCAAGAGUCUUCAGAAACAACUCAGUAG